UUAGCUCGUUAACUAGUUGAAUGACGGUGAGGGUGGCUGUAAUCAGUGGGGAGGAGGGGGGAGAAGAAGGGUGUAACUAGUGUGGAGAAACUGGUUGACAAUCAGGAUAACUGGGAAAAUUCACAAACUUAUACAUCUACAUAAUAUUUAAAAACCUGCUGAUUAUAAUACUUCCUAUCAUCAUCAUAAUACGCUAAAAGGACGAGAUCAAAUGAAGAAAUGGAAUACUUUGGAUUACCAUUACAUAACAAAGGCUUCAUUUAAAUAGUCAAUACAUGUAUUAUCAAAUUUGUUUAAAGUGGUAAAAAUCAAUGAGUUUAAAUGAGUGGGACUUUUGAAAACAUACAAACACACUAGUCCAUAAACAUUGCUGCUACUGACAGUGAUCAUUAUGCCUAAAGCAGACUGAAGAAGGUCAAAAGAUCGCUCUAGAUACACAAAUAUAUCGCACGCUUUUGAUCAUAUUUAUCUAUAUAUCAGAUAAAGCAUAUAAUAAACAUAAAAAAAUAUGUUUCGAAAGUUUAUUUCUAAAGUUUCUCAUUUAGUUGCACUAUUAUUUAUUUUAUUAUGUUGUAAUGAACUACUCCUUGGACGAUAUUCUCUCAUAUCUAAUAUAUUAGCCAUGAAUGGAAUUAGACCAAGAUAUCCAAUGCCUAAUAAUUUCAAUGUGUAUACAUCAAGUGUUAGGCAAUCAGAGAAGGCAGUCAGUCAUAAUAACCCAAACAGCAAUAGUAACAAUAAUAAUAAUAACAUACAAACAAUGACAAAGUCAACAGGACUUAAAGCACCAUCAAUGGUGACAACGAUGAAAAUCAAUGAACCACAAAUUGAGCUGAUCUCGUCAUCAAAAGCUUAUUCAUUAAAUGCAUCUAACAGUAUUGAUCGAAAUUUUAAAUUUACUAACCAUCCAGUCGGUGGUUAUGGUCUAGUCUCAUCAGCACAAAAUCAUAUCAAUUUAGAAUCACUGUCUCAGACAACAAAAUCACCAUUGAUAACUGUUGACAAGAAUUCGCCAACAAUUAUCACUAAUUCUUUGAUUAAGCCAUCAAGUGAUUCGCGUAAAAGAAGUCAAAAAGACAAUGAAAAGUCGGAAUGGCCAAGUUCAAUGGCUUCAGAGGAAUAUAGUAAAAUAAAUAUGCGUAUUAUGGGACAACCAAUAGAUCCAAGUGUUGUAAAUCACCUACAUCCCGACGUUUCACCGCAUAAAGCUAAAAAGCUACGAAAAAUUCUCUCUGGUAGCCUAGAUAAAGACUGGACAUCAGAAACCCCGCCAAGAGUGUUAAGACAACGUGGAUUAUCUGGUUCAGUAAUGUCUAAUGAUAACGCAAAUAAAAAUAAUAUCGAUGAAAACUAUUCAUCAUUGGAUACAAAAUUACUAAAAGAAAUUAAAGAAUUGAAUUUUACAUUUCGUAAUUCUUAUGGAGUUUAUUUCACGCUGAGUGAAGAACAAAUCCAGCCUUACAGAUAUUGGUUACUUGAAAGAGCCACUUGUGAAAUGGAUUUUAUCUGGGAGGAUUUAGGUCCAUUAUUCUGGCCAAGAUGGAUACGUAGAGGUGUAUGCCUUAAUCGACCAGGUCAUUCAUGCUCAUGGCCAUCAGGUAUGAAAUGUCGACCAUCUGGUUCAAGAGCACUUCAAUUAUUACAUUGGAAAUGUGAAGAUGCUGCUCAAGUUCAGUCUAGAGAGCAUGCAGCUGAUCAGCGUAUACGUCGACGAGUCGCGAUGAACACUUUUCAUUCUGGUUUCUAUGAAAUGGAACCCGUGUCGGAAACGGUUACAAAUAAACAGAAACGUGAUACAACAUAUGCACGUUUAAGUCUUCGAGACAGUGGUCUACAGCAACAACAGCAAGCAGAACGACAACGACAAUAUCAACACAGUGAACAAAACGCCUAUCGUAAACUUCAAGCCAGGAAUCUUGUCAAGAAUUCAUGGACAAGAAGUAUAAAGUCAUCUGAAUUAUUAUUAUCCUCACCGUCAUCAUCAUCAUCAUUAUCAUUAUCAUCGUCACCGACUACACUGCACUCAGAUAUCAAUGCAAAGGAUGAAAAACGACGACGUCGUGCAAGACGAUUAAUUAAACGCUUAAGUGUUACAGCAAAUGGAUAUCAUUGUUACUGGCAAGUACAAAAAUAUUUGAUUAGUGAUCGUUGUUCAUGUUCAUGUUCAUAAUUGGAGAACUUUUUGGUUGGUUCAAAAAAAAAUACCAAAAUAAAAACCCAACAAUAAAAGCACAAAUUAUUGAAACAUUCAUUCCCCUAUUAUACUGAUAAUAGUAGAGUUAGUGUGUUACACAGCGUUCGAUUCUAUUCAAUGUAUACAGUGAAUGUCAUUUCAAAAAACGCCUUGGCUUCUCUUUUACAAUCGACAGUGUAUUAGUUAUUAACGAUUAUUUUGGUCAGUGUUUGUGUUUGUGCUUAUGUGUGUGGGUGUGUGUG
This is a messenger RNA of Trichobilharzia szidati, 2436 nucleotides long. NCBI's taxonomy places the organism in Eukaryota, Metazoa, Platyhelminthes, Trematoda, Strigeidida, Schistosomatidae. The record is from the annotation of a GenBank genome assembly.